UGGUUGGUGGAAGGGGUGGAGCCGGGCUCUCCGGUCCCGGAGGAGGCGGAAGCUCCGAGUGAGUGCCAACCGAGGACGCUUACCUGUUGAGCCUGUGCUCACAGGUAGAGGUGGCGGCUCCGGGUCCAGCAGGUCCAGUGAGCAGCUUCCCAGAUGUGGAGAUCGGCAGUUGAGAGAGGAGCCAGCCGUCCAGGGAUCCCACAGCCGGUUGGUGGGCCAGCCAGGGAGCGGCUCCCGUCCCCCAGCCGUCCCCUCUGUGCCGAGGUUCUCCUGCUCUGAGGCAGGACACCAAGUGAGCCUGGGCAUCUGGGCGGUCCGCUGUAGAAGCCUCCCCACGAAGGGACCUUGGUCCGAGGCACUGCCUCUCUGCCAGCACCAGCCAUGAACUACGUGGGGCAGCUGGCCGGGACAGUGUUUGGGACGAUGAAGGAGCUGUAUCGGGGCCUGAACCCCGCCACGCUGAGUGGCGGCAUCGAUGUGCUGGUGGUGCAGCAGGUGGACGGCUCCUUCCGGUGCUCACCCUUCCACGUGAGGUUUGGCAAGCUGGGCGUCCUGCGGUCCCGGGAGAAGGUGGUAGACAUCGAGAUCAAUGGGGAGCCGGUGGACCUGCACAUGAAGCUGGGGGACAGYGGGGAGGCCUUCUUUGUCCAGGAGCUGGACAGCGAUGAGGAGGACGUGCCUCCCUGCCUGUGUACCUCACCCAUCCCAUGGGGGGGCCUGUCGGGCUUUCCCUCCAACUCCCUGCAUGGCACAGCUAAGGAGCCCGAGGGCCUGGUCAUGGUGGGCUCGGCCUCUGCGGGGCGGAAGAAGAGGCGUCGCAGGAGGAAACCCAAGCGGAAGGAGGAUGCAGUGGCAGCAGAUUCUAGUUCUGAGGAACUUGAGGCAGGCACCGAGAGUGAGCUGUCCCCGCUGGAAAAGCCAAGGCCAGAGCCCCCAGGUAUUCAGUUGGAAGGGGAAUCCUCACCACAGUCCAAAGACAUCUACCCCUACUCGGAUGGCGAGUUUGCGCCCCAGGCCAGCCUCUUACCAGAAGGCUUACCGUCCCCUAAGAGUGACUCUGAGCUGGAGCUGCGGGCCCCAGAGUCCAGUCCCCUGAGAGCUGAGUCCCACAUGCAGUGGGCGUGGGGAAGGCUGCCUAAGGUAGCCAAAGCUGAGCGGCCUGAGUCCACAGUGGUCCCUCCAGGUGGCGCUGGGACAAUCUCUGCUCUUCAGAAAGUACCCAGCACCUCCUGCUCUUCUGUGGCUGCCGUGGACCCUUCGGGAUCCCCAAUCCUGCAAACAGGGGCAGGGGCUGGCCUGUUUGUGGAGUCCCAAUGGACAGAGACUCUGCUGGCCCCAGAGAGCGAGGAAACCAAGACUCAGAGCUCUGGGGAUGCAGGCCUCUCUCCUGACUCCAAAUCAUGGAGCUGGGCCACCCUGGAGGGCCCUGUUCCCACCGGGCAGCCAGAGGCCUCUGUGGGGAAAGGCUCYCUGAAGAGAAGCCAGCAUCUGGGCCCCAGUGACAUCUACCUGGAUGACUUGUCUUCCCUGGACUCUGAAAAUGCAGCCCUUUACUUCCCCCAGAGUGACUGUGGGCUUGGGGCCAGGAGGUGGAGUGAACCCAGCAGCCAGAAGCUCCUGGGAAACACUAACCCCAAACCUGUGCCAGAAUCCACUCUGGACUCCGUGGACACCAUAACGCUGUCCCUCUGCGGUGGACUGGCUGACAGCCGGGAUAUCUCCCUGGAGAAGUUCAAUCAGCAUGUGGUCUCCUACCAGGACCUCACUAAAAAUCCCGGACUCCUGGAUGAUCCAAACCUAGUGGUGAAAAUCAAUGAGAAGCACUAUAACUGGGCUGUGGCUGCCCCCAUGAUCCUUUCCCUACAAGCCUUUCAGAAGAAUUUGCCUGAGAGUACCGUGGACAAGCUGGAGAAGGAGAAGAUGCCCCGGAAGGGUGGGCGGUGGUGGUUUUCCUGGCGCCGCAGGGACUUCCCAGCAGAGGAGCGCAGUGCCCAGAGGGAGAAAACCACAGCCAGGGAGCAGCAGGGGGAGAAGACUGAAGUCCUGAGCAGCGAGGACGAUGCCCCAGACAGCCCUGUGAUCCUCGAGGUCCCCCUUCCACCACCCUGCACUCCAGCCUGCAUGCUCACCUACAAGAAAUCCCUGCGCCUCACUUCUGAUCAGAUUCGGCACCUGAACCUUCAUGAAGGUGCCAAUGAUGUGGUCUUCAGUGUGACCACCCAGUACCAGGGCACCUGCCGCUGCAAGGCCACCAUCUACCUGUGGAAAUGGGACGACAAGGUGGUCAUCUCCGACAUUGAUGGCACCAUCACCAAGUCAGAUGCUCUGGGCCACAUUCUGCCCCAGCUGGGGAAAGACUGGACACAUCAGGGCAUCAUCAGUCUCUACCACAAAAUCCACCUAAAUGGGUACAAAUUCCUGUAUUGCUCAGCACGGGCCAUCGGCAUGGCUGACCUUACCAAGGGCUACCUGCAGUGGGUGAGCGAGGACGGCUGUGGCCUCCCCAAGGGCCCCAUCCUGCUAUCUCCCAGCAGCCUCUUCUCGGCCCUCCACAGGGAGGUAAUCGAGAAGAAGCCAGAGGUGUUCAAGGUCGCCUGCCUGAGUGACAUCCAGCAGCUAUUUCUGCCCCAUGGACAACCCUUCYAUGCAGCCUUUGGCAACAGGCCCAACGAUGUCUUUGCCUACCGGCAGGUGGGCCUACCUGAAUCUCGGAUCUUCACAGUCAACCCCCGUGGAGAGCUCAUCCAGGAGCUCAUGAAGAACCACAAGUCCACGUACGAGCGGCUCAGCGAGGCCGUGGAGCUCCUCUUCCCGCCUGUGGCUCGUGGAGCCUGCGCAGACCUGGCCAACCCUGAAUACAGCAGUUUCUGCUACUGGCGGAAGCCCCUGCCUGCCGUGGACUUUGACUCCCUUGCCUGAACCUGCUCUGGAGUCCUCUCCUCCCUGGCCUGGCCCAGGAUUGACAGGGUAUCUAGGGCAUGGGGGUUGGAAGCUCCGUGCUAUGGGGAAGAAGAGGGCUGCAGGUGGACAGGUGACCACAGGGACCCUACCUCCUCUCUGAGCUGAAGCAGGUGGAGCAGCUGGUCCAGGCUUCAGCAGGGCCCUGAACUGUGGCAAUUAGAUGUUUCUCACCUUACCGUCUUCUCUGUGCCCUUGAUGCUACCCUGAGACCUUGCCUCAACUCCUGAUAGGACAGAGAGAAGAGAAGCCCCACUGAGACUUGAGGGGAAGAGAGGGGGUCAGCAGCAGCAGGGGUGACUGAGUGGCAUCUGGAAAGAACACUGCUCCCCCCGCUCCUUCUGGGGCCCUAGCCUGGACCAUCUGAAGCCAGACUUUUAUGUGGCCCUGCUCUGGUCCACAGUUCUUGAGCCAGGCAUCACUGCUUCCCCUCACUGGUACCCUGGUAUCUCAGUCCCAGGCCUGGAUACGCCACGGUGCCUCUGAAGUCCGGGAAAGGGGAUUCAGGGGUACUUGAGGGCUGAGAGAGUGUGGCUCCUGCUUGUCCCAUCCCCACUCUCCAGCAUGUCCCUGAUCCUCUCAGCCCAUUCCCUGAGGACUCAGCCUCCAACCCUGCCAGGGGAAAUGGUGUUUGCUGACCACCCUGCCCUGGCCUCCAUUGGUCAGUUCCAUGCAUAGCUAUUAAGCAAGCACAUGCCUGAUGUGCUGUGGGAUGCGAGGCUGACGCUGUCUUUGAAGAAAGCACCUUAGACUGGCUAAAAGCUUUAAUUCAGAAUCUGCCCUCCUCCAACAGUGCCCGAGAGGAGGGCAUAAAACUGAAUGUCCAGAAACCAGAAGGCAGGGCUAUGGGACCCGCAAACAGCACAGGAGGCCCAUGCUACUCGGGAGAAACUGAGUCCCAGGAGCCCCAGCAGACACCAGAGUCUCUGAGGACAACUUGCUUUUUCCAAUUGUCCUGUGAAUUUCUCACCACUUUGUGAACCUUUGGCAGGGCUGGGAGCUGGCAAGGGUGUUAAAAGCAAGGCCUGGACCCCUUGAACUCCAGCUGUGGCCUGCCUCUCAGGGUCUGGCUUCCUUCAGGCCCUGAUACCCAUGAAGGCCACUCUUGGGUGAGAAGUACUGACCUGGGGGAAAGAUUUUCCCCCAACUGGAAGGAAAGGACCCUACAGGCACCAGAGUGCUCUGAAAACCUGUUUAGGGAAGGAAAGGAAAGGGAGACCUUGGGGUAUCAUGUCCAAACCGACUGCCURGAUCCAAUGCUUCCUUCUGUGAGCGUCUACAGCUGCCUGUGCCCUCACCUUGAGGGAGGAUCAAAAGGAAUAAAGAAAACUUUAGGUUGCAUCUCUGUGCUGCUGUUCUGUCCUAAAGGACACGGGGAGGGGGGAGCUGGAAACACCUGGUAGUCUCCAGUCCUUCAGAAACAGCAUCUCUGAAGCUGCCAGAUGUGACAACAGUUCCAGUGGGAGUCACCUUCCUGAAGACAACAAUUAGUGACAGAAGCCCCCAAGCACUUUAACUGCCCCUUGUAGGCAGAGGGAACUGGGGGUGGUCCCUGUCUGAGAAUGGGCCCA
Molecule: messenger RNA, 4529 nt
Organism: Urocitellus parryii (Arctic ground squirrel)
Lineage: Eukaryota; Metazoa; Chordata; Mammalia; Rodentia; Sciuridae
Gene: Lpin3
Product: lipin 3
Biological process (GO): triglyceride biosynthetic process; cellular response to insulin stimulus; positive regulation of transcription by RNA polymerase II
Cellular component (GO): nucleus
Molecular function (GO): transcription coactivator activity; phosphatidate phosphatase activity
Source: RefSeq, a predicted model, not a curated record